Messenger RNA from Hemicordylus capensis (graceful crag lizard), 586 nucleotides. RefSeq names its product C-type lection lectoxin-Enh3-like. The record is from RefSeq and is a predicted model, not a curated record. The coding region runs from base 107 to 586 and encodes 159 amino acids. Gene Ontology annotation, molecular function: signaling receptor activity. NCBI's taxonomy places the organism in Eukaryota, Metazoa, Chordata, Lepidosauria, Squamata, Cordylidae. The transcript is spliced from 5 exons.
UUUCUCUUUCCAACAGCCAGGUGUUCAUAGUGGCCUUGGUAACCUGUCUGCCUUUCUCAUGCAGUCAGUCUCUUGCUCCUCUUGUUGGCUUAGGUGAAGCAGCUAGAUGGCACCUCUGACCUGUGUAAACUUUUGGCUGCUUGGCUUCUUCAUCUCAACUCUCCUCCAGAAAGCUGAUGCUUGCCCAAGGCAGUGGCUGAAAUACCAGGGCAACUGCUAUGGCUUUUUCCAAAAGAAGUUGAGCUGGCAUGAAGCUGAGAUUGACUGUCAGAGUUAUGGUCGUAACACCAGCCUGGCCUCCAUCCUCAGCUGGCAAGAAGCUCUUAUAGUGUCUGAGCAUAUCUCUGCUUACAUGACAGAAGCAGGAGUUGAUGUCUGGAUUGGUCUCCAUGAUAUUAACCAUAAUGGGAAUUGGAAGUGGUCUGAUGGGUCUGCAUAUAACUACAGAAAGUGGUUACGAGGGGAACCCAACAAUCUAUGGAAAUCCGAGUCCUGUGUGGCUCUGAGGGCAUUGGCAGCAUAUAGGAGAUGGAUUGAUGCUGUUUGUAAGAAAGCAAAAGCCUACAUCUGCAAACAUGAGCUCUAG